AAUGAUUCAGUUUGUUGCAAACACAACAAAUGCAGCAGAAGUUAACACAUUAGUGUGUGUUAUUCACAGCCUGGAUCAUGUUUCUUAAAGCUGCAGUGCAGCAGACAUUACUCUGCAACACAGAGACCCUUUUAGCACAGCGGUGUAUUACAUAACAGUCUGCAGUCAUGGAAACUAAGCAAGUGAGCUAAUGUUAAAGUUCACAGGACAAUGCAACAUUGUAGUUAAUAAGAAUGAAACUUCAGGCAUGUAGUUUAAAUGGUUUAAAUGUGUUUGAAAGUGUUUAAACUGCUGAUUUUCUACAGAAGGUUUUGUCACUAAUGAGUGUGUGAUUACAGAGUUAUAAAAGGAAACAGUCAUAUGUGGGUGAGAGUGUUUAAAGAACGAACUCGGUGGGAGAAGAGUUUGCACUGCCUCGAAGUGAGCUUCCUUCCUCCCCACAACAAGUAUGUCUCUUCGGGAUCCACCGUAUGAGCCUCCUUCUGUCUCAGAGCUGCAGGAGUUCCUGCUAGCAGACAGACGACCUACAGGACACGUCAAUCAAGUCUGGCCUAACCUUUUCAUAGGCAACGAGGUGGCGGCUCGUGACAAGGGCACUCUCCACAGUCUGAGCAUAACUCACAUUGUAAAUGCUGCUCACCGACCCCUCGGCUCCAGCCCUGGCCCCAACACUUUCUACGUCAACACUGGCCCACGUUUCUACAGAGACAUGUCAGUAGACUAUUAUGGGGUGGAGGCCGAUGAUGCAAUAGAGUUCGUCCUCAGUCCAUUCUUUUACCCGACGGCACGGUACAUCAGAGCCGCACUCACCAUGGGAGGCAAGUAA
This is a messenger RNA of Centropristis striata (black sea bass), 826 nucleotides long. RefSeq names its product dual specificity protein phosphatase 13-like. Gene Ontology annotation, cellular component: cytoplasm. Lineage: Eukaryota; Metazoa; Chordata; Actinopteri; Perciformes; Serranidae. Gene Ontology annotation, biological process: negative regulation of MAPK cascade; protein dephosphorylation. The record is from RefSeq and is a predicted model, not a curated record. The transcript has 4 exons. Gene Ontology annotation, molecular function: MAP kinase phosphatase activity; protein tyrosine/serine/threonine phosphatase activity. The coding region runs from base 449 to 826 and encodes 125 amino acids.